This is a messenger RNA of Danio rerio (zebrafish), 1056 nucleotides long. It is a transcript of the gene tor1l1, whose product is annotated as torsin family 1 like 1. Gene Ontology annotation, cellular component: endoplasmic reticulum lumen; cytoplasm; endomembrane system. The record is from RefSeq and is marked provisional. NCBI's taxonomy places the organism in Eukaryota, Metazoa, Chordata, Actinopteri, Cypriniformes, Danionidae. Gene Ontology annotation, molecular function: ATP binding; ATP hydrolysis activity.
CGACUUGACAAAACGAAAGCGAUACUGCAAGUUUUAACAAUGAGAGCUCGGCAUUGUAUGAUAGUUUUAUUGUUGGGAUGUAAUAUAACUUUCUCUUUAGGUUUUCUUGACGUUGUAGUGGCUGUGGCAUCUCAUGUGUUUGACAAACUGUUUAAAACUGACGGUUUGCUGCCUUUUAACCGUACACGUUUACAGGCAGAUUUUGACAAAUCUCUCUACGGACAGCACAUCGUCUCUGAUGUUGUGCCAAAAUCUGUAUCAUUCUUCAUGACUGACAAAAACCCAAACAAACCUCUGGUCCUUUCUUUCCAUGGGACUGCGGGAACUGGAAAAAACCACGUUGCUAAAAUCAUCGCAAGAAAUGUAUAUAAAAAAGGAGAGAAAAGCAAGCACGUUCACACAUUUAUAUCUCAGUUUCAUUUCCCACAUCAAGAAAAUGUGCACAUGUACAGUGCUCAGCUAAAGCAGUGGAUUCAUGGAAAUGUAUCCAGCUUUCCCCGCUCCAUGUUUAUAUUUGAUGAAAUGGACAAAAUGCAUCCAGAGCUGAUCGACAUCAUAAAACCUUUUCUAGACUACAAUUACAAUGUGGAUGGAGUAUCAUUUCACACUGCGAUCUUCAUUUUUCUAAGUAAUGCAGGUGGCAAUGUGAUUGUUGACUUGGCUCUGGACUUCUGGAGAAAAGGGAAAAGUCGGGAAGAACUAAGGAUGAACAGCAGCAAGCUGGAGACUAAAAUCUCUAAAGACAUCUUUAAUGGAAACAGUGGAUUUCUGCACUCUAGUCUCAUAGAUCAUCAUCUGAUUGAUCACUUUGUUCCCUUCCUACCUCUGGAGUUGAAGCAUGUGCGCCAGUGUGUCUUGGCUGAGAUGGAGCAUCUAGAGAUCCCAAAAAAUGAUGAUCUGGCAGAUAAAGUGGCCCAAGACAUGCCUUACUUCCCUGAUGAAGAGCGAAUCUUUGCUGUUAAAGGCUGCAAGUCAGUCAGACAGAAGUUGGUGAUGCAUGCUGAUGAAUAGAAGACACACUUUUUCGCCUUAUUUUUGACCUUGGACUCUCCACCA